Molecule: messenger RNA, 1114 nt
Organism: Sphaeroforma arctica JP610
Lineage: Eukaryota; Ichthyosporea; Ichthyophonida
Exons: 2
Coding region: 390-1061 (223 amino acids)
Biological process (GO): protein ubiquitination; proteasome-mediated ubiquitin-dependent protein catabolic process
Cellular component (GO): nucleus
Source: RefSeq, a predicted model, not a curated record
GUCUGCAUUAUAGACAGAGCUACAUUAUACAUACAUGCAGUCUGCAUUAUAGACAGAGCUACACAGGAGAAUCGCCCAUCCGCUGAACUCACUCACUCACAUUAUCACACUACAACGUAUUAAGAUUGGGUUGCUGAAAGCAUAUGCGGUAGUUCUAAACCACGGAAGUGUACGCAUCAGUUACCAGUGGGUGUUGAUCGGACGCAGUAUGCUCGUGUCUCCAUAGCUAUGAGUCUAAGUUGAGCACUACAUUAACCAGCCCAAUAUAGAACGCAUAUCUGUUGGAUAAAUCUGUGGCUAACGAGAUACUCGUGUGCUGUACUUGAUCUGUAGCAGUGUAUUUGGCCCAACACGUGGUAGAACUUUAGAUAAGUACAUUCACCGCCACUAUGUCCGAUUCGCAACAAUCGAGGAUACAAUUGUCAGCGGAAGCAACACAUAGCAGCGGACAUGACAGGAAUGACAGGGGCGUGGAACAACAUAUACCGAGUGAGGACAGAGAGAAACACUGUGAUAGUCUCACGUCUAAAAAUGACACACAUACACAUCGUAAAAUGAUUUCUUUGAAGCCAAUCACCAAGCCCGCUAUAAACUUUAAACUGGGCGGUGGCGGCAAACUGGGUGGAGCAGGGAAUCGUGUCAGCUUAACAAAUGGUCUCAAACUGGUACCGAAUAAGAUGACUACUAGUUAUACGACCAAGCUGGCACCCAAUUCAAGUACAUAUACAAGCACAAAUGAUAGUACUGGAACAAGUAUCAGGACCGGUGGUGGGUUGAGUGUGAACAGGAUUGGUGGGAUACUGAAAAAACCAAAUGUGAUAAGCAAGGUAAAGCCCGGGAGUGUAUUCGGGGGUACGGGGGAGAGUGAUAGUGAGGAGGAGGAGAUGCCGAUGGAGGCCAAGAUGCGCAUGCGGAAUGUGGGUAAGGAUACAGUAACUUCGGCAGGACCUAAUUCUUUCUACAAGACUAAAAAGGGAUUUACAGAUCCGAAAAGUAUUUGGAAGGCAAGCGAAGACAAACUGGCGAGUCAGCACAUGCCCGGAGAUGAUACCGAUGAAUGAGGAUAUUAUCGAAUUUAACCGUAUAAUUGUUUCGAAUUAAACAUUCAUAUAAA